Messenger RNA from Auanema sp. JU1783, 5826 nucleotides. Lineage: Eukaryota; Metazoa; Nematoda; Chromadorea; Rhabditida; Rhabditidae. The record is from the annotation of a GenBank genome assembly.
AUGGACCACGAGAACGAUCCAGGAUGGCAAUAUCUGCGCAGAAGCAGAGAGCAAAUGCUGGAGGACCAGUCGAAGCCGUACGAUUCCAAGAAGAACUGCUGGGUCCCAGAUGAGGAAGAAGGAUAUGUAGAGGGAAUUAUCAAGAAGACUGAUGGAGAUAAGGUAAUCGUUGCCAUCGGACAAGGUAAUGAGAAAACCUUCAAAGCAGAUCAGAUCCAGGAGAUGAACCCUCCUAAAUUCGAAAAAACCGAAGAUAUGUCAAAUUUGACUUUCUUAAACGACGCCUCUGUUUUAUCGAAUCUUCGUUCUCGUUAUGGUGCCAUGCUUAUUUACACUUAUUCUGGACUUUUCUGUGUUGUAAUCAAUCCAUACAAGCGUUUACCAAUCUAUACAGAUUCCGUUGCUAGAAUGUAUAUGGGUAAAAGAAGAACUGAAAUGCCUCCUCAUUUGUUCGCAGUUUCUGAUGAAGCUUAUCGUAACAUGCUCCAAAAUCAUGAAAAUCAAUCUAUGUUGAUUACUGGAGAAUCUGGAGCCGGUAAAACCGAAAACACCAAGAAGGUAAUUGCUUACUUUGCCGCCGUCGGAGCUUCUCAGCAGGAGACUUUCGGAAAGAAAGAUGCUAAUCCAAACGAAAAGAAAGUUACACUUGAAGAUCAAAUCGUACAAACGAAUCCCGUACUCGAAGCUUUUGGUAAUGCCAAGACUGUGCGUAACAACAACUCUUCCCGCUUCGGAAAGUUUAUUCGUAUUCAUUUCUCAAAGCAGGGACGUGUCGCUUCUUGCGAUAUUGAACAUUAUCUUCUCGAAAAGUCUCGAGUUAUCCGCCAAGCUCCAGGAGAGCGUUGCUACCAUAUUUUCUACCAAGUAUUCUCUGGUCACGUACCAACUUUGAUUAAAGAUUUGAUGCUCGAUAAGCCAGUUAAAGACUAUUGGUUUAUCGCUCAAGCUGAGUUGAAGAUUGAUGGAGUUAAUGAUAAGGAAGAGCAUGCUCUUACCGAUGAAGCUUUUGAUAUCUUGAAAUUCUCCCCACAAGAGAAAAUGGAAUGUUACAAACUUGUUUCGGCUAUGAUGCACAUGGGUAACAUGAAGUUCAAGCAACGCCCUCGUGAAGAACAAGCUGAAACUGAUGGAACAGAAGAAGCCGAAAAAGCCGCCGCUAUGUAUGGUAUCGAUCCUGAGGAAUACUUGAAGGCUCUGACUCGCCCUCGUGUAAAGGUUGGAUCGGAGUGGGUCAACAAAGGACAAAACUUGGAGCAAGUCAACUGGGCCGUUGGAGCUAUGGCCAAAGGUCUCUACUCUAGACUCUUCAACUGGUUGGUCAAGAAAUGUAACCAAACUCUCGAUCAGCAAGGAAUUAAUCGUGAUCAUUUCAUCGGAGUUCUUGAUAUUGCUGGUUUUGAAAUUUUCGACUUCAACUCUUUCGAACAACUUUGGAUUAAUUUCGUUAACGAGAAACUUCAACAGUUCUUCAAUCACCAUAUGUUCGUUUUGGAGCAAGAAGAAUACGCUCGUGAGGGAAUUCAGUGGACAUUCAUUGACUUCGGUUUGGAUCUUCAAGCUUGUAUUGAGCUCAUCGAAAAGCCUAUGGGAAUCAUUGCUAUGCUCGAUGAAGAAUGUAUCGUUCCAAAGGCUUCUGAUCUUACCCUUGCUGCUAAGCUGAUUGAUACUCACUUAGGCAAACAUCCUAACUUUGAGAAGCCCAAACCACCAAAAGGAAAGCAAGCCGAAGCUCACUUCGCCAUGAGACAUUAUGCUGGUACUGUAAGAUACAAUGUUAGCAAUUGGCUCGAGAAAAACAAGGACCCUCUCAAUGAUACUGUUGUACAAACUAUGAAGAACUCAAAAUCAAAUGCUCUCCUUGUGGAAAUCUGGCAAGAUUACACUACUCAAGAAGAGGCUGCUGUUGCUCAAUCCAAGAGUGGCGGUGGAAAGAAGAAGGGUAAAUCUGGAUCCUUCAUGACAGUGUCCAUGCUUUACCGUGAAUCCUUGAACAAGUUGAUGAACAUGUUGAAUUCCACUCAUCCUCAUUUCAUCCGUUGUAUCAUUCCUAAUGAGAAAAAACAAUCAGGAAUGAUUGAUGCCAGCUUGGUUCUCAAUCAGCUUACUUGUAACGGUGUGUUGGAAGGAAUCAGAAUUUGCCGCAAGGGAUUCCCCAACAGAACUCUUCACCCUGAUUUCGUCCAGCGUUACGCUAUCCUUGCCGCUGAUGAAGCUCUCCUUGGUAAAGAGGAUCCCAAAAAAGCAUCAGGUGCUAUGCUCGGUCGUUUGGUGAAAGAGAAAAAGUUGGUUGAUGACAACUUCAGAGUUGGAUUAACGAAAGUUUUCUUCAAAGCUGGUAUUGUGGCUCACCUUGAAGAUAUGCGUGAUACUCGUCUCUCUGAGCUCAUCACUGGAUUACAGGCUCAAAUUCGUUACUUCUAUCAGCUUAUCAACAAGAAACGUCUCGGCGAACAAAGAGAAGGACUUAAAGUUAUUCAGAGAAGCAUUCGUAACUGGGUUAACCUCCGAACGUGGUCAUGGUUCAAGCUCUAUGGCAAAGUCAAGCCACUCAUUGCUUCUGGAAAAAUUGAAGAGCAGUAUGAGAAACUUCAAGAGGAUAUUGAAACUCUCAAGGCUACUUUGGAACAAGAAGAAGAAAUGAAGCGCCAAUUGAGCGAAGGAGCUGAGCGUUUGCAAAAGGAAACAACUGAUCUUCUGGCUCAACUUGAGGCAACUAAGGGUACAAACACUGAAAUUGAGGAACGCAUGGCUAUGAUGAAUGAGCAAAAAGUUGCCCUUGAAAACAAGCUAGCGGAUGCCACAUCUCGCUUGGAAGCUGAAGAAUCUGCAGCUGGUGAACUCACAAAAGAGAAAAAGAGAGUUGAACAAGAGUGUGCGGAGCUCAAAAAAACAUGCCAGGACAUCGACUUAUCUCUCAGAAAAGUUGAAGCUGAAAAAAUGGCUAAGGAACAUCAAAUCCGGGCCCUGCAAGAUGAAAUGCGUCAGCAAGAUGAAAACAUUUCAAAGCUCAACAAAGAGCGAAAGCAUCAGGAAGAAACUAACAAAAAACUCAGCGAAGAUCUUGCUGCCGCUGAAGAACAAAAUUUGGCUGCUAACAAGUUGAAGGCUAAGCUCAUGCAAACCUUAGAAGAUUCCGAAGCCACAAUGGAGCGCGAAAAAAGAAACCGUGCUGAUAUGGAUAAGGCUAAAAGAAAGGCUGAAGGAGAACUGAAAAUAGCUCAGGAAGAGAUGGAAGAACUAAGCAAAGCUAAGUCAGAUAUUGAGAACAGCCUUCGUCGCAAAGAAACUGAACUUCACAACUUGGGUAUGAAAUUAGAAGACGAGCAGGCUGCUGUUGCCAAGCUCCAGAAAUCCAUCCAACAGGAUGAAGCCAAGAUGAAAGACCUUCAUGAUCAGCUCGCUGAUGAGAAAGAAGCCCGCUCCCGCGCUGAUCGUGCUCGUGCUGAUCAGCAAGCUGAAUACGAUGAACUCUUGGAUCAACUUGACGAACAAGGUCGUGCCUGUGCUGCUCAAAUCGAGCUUGGAAAGAAAAAAGACAUGGAAAUCGCAAAGCUUCGUCGUGAUUUAGAAGAAUCUUCCCUGAAAUUCGGAGAGCAAUUAGCUUCUUUGAAGAAGAAGGGAGCUGAUGCUGUUCAAGAACUAAGCGAUCAAGUCGAGCAGUUACAGAAGCAGAAAGUUCGCUCUGAGAAAGAAAAAGGACAAAUGCAACGCGAAUUUGAUGAAGCUUCAACUCUUCUCGAUUUAGAAGCUAAGGCACGCGCUGAGCAAGAAAGAGUUGCUAAAUCGCACGAAGUUCGUUUGUUGGAGCUUCGUCUAAAGGCUGACGAACAAAGUCGUCAACUUCAAGACUUUGUGUCAUCUAAGGGACGUCUCCACUCAGAAAACUCUGACCUCAGCAGACAAGUCGAAGAGCUUGAGUCGAAAAUUCAAGCUGCCACCCGUCUUCGUCUCCAAUUCUCCAACGAGCUUGAUCAAGCUAAGCGUUUGGCCGAUGAUGAAAGCCGUGAGCGACAAAAUCUCAGCAACCUCUCCAAGACACUCACUCGUGAGCUAGAACAACUCCGUGAAUCUAUUGAGGACGAGAUUGCUGGCAAAUCUGAAUGUACUCGCCAACUUCAAAAGGCUCAGGUUGAGCUAGAACAAUGGAGAGCUAAGUUUGAAGAAGAAGGUCUCAUUGGAGCCGAUGAAUUCGAUGAAGUCAAGAAGCGUCAACACGCUAAAACUAGCGAAAUUCAAGAUCAGCUUGAUGCUUGCAACGCUAAGAUAGUUGCUUUAGAGAAUGCACGUAGCAGACUAACCGCCGAAGCUGACGCCAACCGUCUUGAAGCUGAACAUCACGCUCAAGCUGUCGCCUCCUUGGAAAAGAAGCAAAAAGCUUUCGAUAAAGUUAUCGACGAAUGGAAGAAACGCGUUGAUGAUCUUUAUCUCGAGCUUGAUGGAUCACAACGUGAUGCCCGCCAACUCGCUGGUGAAGCACAUAAGCUUCGUGGACAACAUGAUGCUCUGGCUGAUCAAGUUGAAGGACUCAAGAGAGAGAAUAAAGCCCUUGGCGAUGAAGUUAGAGAUCUUUCUGAACAGCUUGGGGAAGGUGGACGUGCCACCCAUGCUCUACAGAAGACACUCCGCCGCCUUGAAAUGGAGAAGGAAGAACUUCAAAGAGGACUUGAUGAGGCUGAAGCAGCCCUUGAGGCAGAAGAGAGCAAAUCCCUCCGCUGCUCCAUCGAAGUUCAACAAAUUCGUGCUGAAAUUGAGAAACGUAUUGCUGAGAAAGAAGAAGAGUUUGAGAACUCUCGCAAGGUUCACCAGCAAACCAUCGAUUCCAUUCAAGCCACUCUUGAGUCUGAAAGCAAAGCUAAGGCUGAUUUGUUCCGCGUUAAGAAGAAGUUGGAGGCCGAUAUCAAUGAGCUUGAGAUCGCUCUCGAUCAUGCCAACAAAGCCAAUGAAGAUGCUCAGAAGAAUAUCCGAAGAUAUAUGGACCAAACUAGAGAGCUUCAACAAACUAUCGAUGAAGAACAAAAGAGACGUGAAGAGUUCAGAGAGCAUCUUCUUUGUUCCGAACGCAAACUUGCUGUUGCCAAACAAGAGCAAGAAGAACUCAUUGUCAAACUUGAAGCUAUUGAGCGUGCGCGCCGUGUUGUGGAACAAUCAGUAAAGGAACACCAAGAACAGAACAAUGAACUGAACAGUCAAAACGUUGCUUUGGCUACUUCCAAAAACCAACUCGAUAACGAGAUUUCUCUUCUCAAGAGCGACAUUGCUGAGGCUCAAGCUGAACUUUCGGCUUCUGAGGAACGCGGAAGACGCGCUAUGACUGACGCUGCUAAGCUCGCUGAAGAUUUGAGACAUGAACAAGACCAUAGUCUUCAAAUUGAGAGAUACAAGAAACAACUUGAAAGCCAAGUUAAGGACUUACAAGAUCGCGCUGAUGCAGCUGAAGCUUCCGUCAUGAAGGGAGGAGCCAAGGCUGUUCAGAAGGCUGAGCAACGUCUGAAGUCUCUUCAGACGGACCUCGAAAGUGAGACUCGACGAUCAGGAGAAGCUUCAAAGAAUUUGGCUCGUGCCGAUAGACGUGUUAGAGAGCUCGAAUUCCAAGUUGCUGAGGACAAGAAGAACUAUGAUAAACUCCAAGAGUUGGUUGAAAAACUGAGCGCUAAGCUCAAAAUCCAAAAGAAGCAACUCGAAGAUGCGGAAGAGCAAGCAAACCAUCAUCUUGGAAAGUACCGCACAGUUCAACUUCAAUUAGAAACAGCAGAAGAACGUGCUGAUUCUGCUGAACAGUGUUUGGUUCGCAUUCGCUCGCGCACACGCGCAGUUCAAGAGAAAUAA